GGGUUUUCCACAAUUAUUGGCAUCAAUGCUCUCUUUCUCUCUCUUGGGAUUUGCACUGUUGCUGAAUUCCAAGAUGUGCUAGACUCCUUUGUUCCUUUCUUUUUCGUCAGCUUUUCUCUCUCUCUCUCUCCCCAACAAAUCAACCGUUCCUUUUCUCUCUCUACGAUACGAGAGGGGUAGCCCAAGCGUAUACGGGUUUCUCCCGCUAAACACUUGGCAAUCACUCCCUCUCAAACUGUCGACAGUGUUCUGCGCACUAAGAAUUUGCGCUCCCUUGCUAAUACGCUUGUCACUCUUUUUUUGUCUCCCCCUCUAGGGCCUGGGGGUUAGAUACUUAGUGAAGUAGGAAGAUCUAUUGAAUUCCUCGGCUGGAUGGUGAACAUGUGUAUCCCUGUUGCUUGUGCUCUUCUCUGCAUUUACCGUUAGCAGCCUCCUGUCUCUCUCUCGUUGGCGGUUUUUCAUGUAGGGAAAGAUGCCAAGAGCGUGAAUCCGCUGUCCCCAACUUCCCUCUGCUGGUUGUUUUUUCCAGAUCAAAGUACCGAAUUUCUUUUUUCCUCUUUGUUUUCUCAAUUUUGGUGGGAAAAGCACGGGCGUGAACAUGGGGAAGUAAGGAGAAAGGUGGAGUGGUUUGUGGAGGGAAAUGGCGACGAAUUCUAACAUGGGGUUUCACCAGCAGGGGACGCUGGUGCCGGCCCCCGCGGCUUUCAAUAGCCACGCCAUCUCCUUCCACUCCGGAGCUACCAGUAGUUCUGCCGCCGGCAUCCUUUCUCCCGACUCCUCCGGAGGCUUCGGUGACGUUUUCUGCACGCUCAGGCGCGAACCCUCUUUGGCCAUGGAGUGGUCCCCUGAAGAACAAGUCGUCCUGGAAGAAGGCCUAAUCAAGUAUGCAGAUGAAACGAAUAUUAUGAAGUACAUUAAGAUUGCUGCUGACUUACGAGAUAAGACUGUCCGGGAUGUUGCUUUUAGGUGUCAUUGGAUGACAAGGAAGGAAAGUGGAAAGCGGAGGAAACCAGAAGACCCUUAUGCUGGAAAGAAGUUAAAAGAUAGAAAGGAAAAGGUGGUGGAUUCUUCUACUAGGACAAACAUAUGUCCUCUUCCAAAUUCAAACUUGGCUACAUAUCCCUUUCCAGUGUAUCAGAUGGACAAUAAUAAUGCUUUAUCGUGUCAAGUGCCAACAGUUUCAUUGCAUUUAUGGAGCAAUGCUCUUUCUGCAGCAACGACUUCAACAGUUACUAGCACAACAAGACAUCUUUUGGACGAAAACGUCCAAGUGUUUAACCAAAUUGCUGCCAAUAUGGAAGCUUACAAGGUGCAGGAUAAUAUUGAUCUUUUCUGUCGUACCAGGAGCAAUAUUGCUGCCAUCCUGGAUGACAUGAGUGGGACACCAGGGAUCAUGAGUAGGAUGCCCCCACUACAGGUCUCCAUCGAUGAAGAACUCGCAAGUACCAUUCUCCCUAAUACCACACAGGAGUCCCUAUAUUGCAAUCCUGCAAUUCAUAUAAAGCAAGAGCUUAUGAGGUGAUGCGCUGAAAAGUAAACAUGUUCAAACUGCCAGUCUAAAGGCCUCUUCGUGUAAAGUACCAGAGCUGGUUGAAGCUGCUUCAAUCAUUUGUAAAAGAAUGUGCGACAUGCGUUUUCUCGCACCUGCAUAGCUCAUGCACUUGUGUGCCUGUUUGCACUUCCAAGCCCUCAUUUAGAGCACUGCAAAUGUCAGAUACUGCUUGAAGCUGCAGGAAUAAAAUAUCUGUUUUGCUCUUUUCUCCUCUUGCUAAAUUCUCAAUAAAAGUCAGAGCUGGUGAAAAGGGGUUCCCCAGAAGUUCCUCCACAAGAUGCCAGUUCUGCAGGGGACUCAUUUACCACUAAACUGGCAGUAUUAAUGGAAGCACUUGGCAGCAUUAAGACUGAGCCCAAACAAGGGCUUCCUCAGUGCACCAAAGUGGAUCAGGUUUAGUGCAUUCAAGCUGGACGUAGCGCAUUCAACAAUCGGGCCAUGUGAUAGGACCAAAUUUUUCAGUGGCAUGGAAUAUCAUCAGGAGUUUAAUAUGUCAAGCACGAAAACAAGACCAUGGUCAUGAUGGCCUAUUUCAGCAUGACUUUUAGUGUCCAAAUCAGUGGUUUAGGAAAGGAGAACAAGGGACAAAAACAUGAUCUUCCAUUACAUUCUGUUCACUGGUUUUCAGGAACAGUAUUUUAUCUGAUCUUAACCCUCAAUAUUCUAGAGAAGUGGAUAUGUUAUCGUGGUUAACUUCAAAAUUUUAAGUAGAAAUUGAGGAUUACAAACU
Nymphaea colorata (pocket water lily) is the source of this 2282-nucleotide messenger RNA. RefSeq lists its product as uncharacterized. The record is from RefSeq and is a predicted model, not a curated record. The coding region runs from base 641 to 1522 and encodes 293 amino acids. Lineage: Eukaryota; Viridiplantae; Streptophyta; Magnoliopsida; Nymphaeales; Nymphaeaceae. The transcript has 8 exons.